Mycena citricolor is the source of this 2546-nucleotide messenger RNA. Lineage: Eukaryota; Fungi; Basidiomycota; Agaricomycetes; Agaricales; Mycenaceae. The record is from the annotation of a GenBank genome assembly.
UGCACGUGCAACGGCUGAAAAAAUAGUUGACGAUUCCGUCCCUGUCUGCUCAGUCCUGAUGACAACGACCCUGUAAGCGACUCAUUCUCCCUGCAUACAGCCCGACGAGUUCAACCCUACGUGUCGCUCAAGUCCAGGCAACGUCAAUUCCCGUCCAGGGAUCCAUCUAGGCGCGGUUCUGAUUUUUAGGUGUGAGCGCGACGUCCCGGUCGCGGACAUAUGAUAGGCGCUUUUUACGGGCUCGCCACGCCGCAUACAAUGGCUCCUUUGCUGGCACCUGCUCUGAAAGUCCCAAAGGGAGCACGUUGUUUACACGCCAAACAUCGGCUGAAAGACGACAAAGGCGGGUGGACAAUGGGAUUGUGAUGCGACUUGGUCGACGAUGGGGCCUUUCUGCGAGCUGGUUGCGUGUAGAGUCGAGGACAGAGGCGGCUUUGUCGUUUCUCGUCGAUAUAAGCCUACGAUGAGGCGUUGACGAGGAGCAACGACCCAGCCGCCACCGCUUCCUCAAAAAACCCUAACCAAUGACGCAAGCGCACUGCGAAUCCCACGUGCGAUGGACAGCACCGUUCCAGGCUGCGACUCAGAUCGACUGCCGGCUGCCAGAUUACUGGCACUCCGACCACCACGCGGUGUUGAUCAACCGGCCUGCGGACUGGAAGACGAGGGGCUACUCCUCUAUCUCCUUUCGUUCCAGCGGCGCCGGCUCGUGUUCUCUCGGUGUCGCAUUGCUUAAUCUGGAGAACGGACUGGGAACCGCGCAUGGCGAGCAGUGCGCUGCGGAGUGCUUGCCCGCCGGGCUCGUCGCCGAAAGAACAGUGAAGCUGAUGAUCGAGUGGCCCGGGUAUCGCGCACGACUCUAUCCGCUCGAUAUGGCAGACGCAUCGACUGGCCGCUAUAUGACUCGCCGCCAACUUGGAGAACAGAUCACCCGUUUGUGGAAGGACUUCGCGAACCGCAACCGCCACGAGACACCCAGCUCCCAGCAACUUCACCUCGCGCUCAACACGAACGGGGUCAUUUACGACCAAGUUCGGCUGGUGGAACUGUUCACGGACGACGGAACCCUCUUUCGUCUGGAUCAGCGGCCGGGUCGCCGGCGCGAGCAGGCUCGUCGCAAGUCCGGACUCCCAGGCGACAUUCCAGGGCAGCGGUUCGUACGUCGUGUUCGACUGGGGAAGGAGCUUGGGGGGAUCCUGUCGCUGACGAUCAACAACGCGACGGCCCAGUCGCAGUUCUCACUGUCGUUCACCGAGUCCGCGGAGUUCAUCAGCCCGCUCAAGUUGGACGACUCGUGCCAGCCCGCACGGCUGCAGAACUGGGACAGAAUCCAGACGUUCCACGUGCCGCGAGCCACGGGGCUGCUGACGCAGACCGUGGGACAGCAGCGCGGCGGGUUCCGCUUCCUGACGAUUGUGAGUGCGAGCGCGGACCCGCUGACGAUCUCGAACAUCUCGCUGGCGAUCACGUUCAUGCCCCACUGGGAUGAUCUCAGGGCGUACCCGGGCUACUUCUUUGCACCUGACCCCGGGUUCCACGACAUCGACUGCCUCACGAAGAUCUGGCACUAUAGGGUGCAGACCAACACAAUCCCUCCCCACACGGCGCGACAGGAGCCGUGCCCAGCAGGAGGUGGCUGGUCCAACGAUGCCUUGGGAGGAGCUGCCACUGGGCCUAUCCUCGUCGAUGGUGCAAAACGCGACAGGAACAUCUGGCCAGGCGACUGCGGCAUCUCCACACACACGGAGCUCGUCGCGCUGAGCGACAUGGAGCCGACCAAGAACUCGUUGAUGGUGAUGUUCCGCACGCAAAACCUGACGACUGGCGCGCUGCAGUACUCCGGGCCGCCGCUGAACAACCAGGGAAGCGACACGUACAUCUCGUGGUCGCUCAUUGGGACGCACAACUACUUCCUGUACACGGGCGACCUCGAUUUCAUCAAGUCUGUCUGGGCGAACUACACCAAGGCGGUUGGCUUCCUUGAGGGCCAGGUGGACUUGACCGGCCUGAUGAACGUCUCGUCUGCGCUCUCGAACGACUGGGGCAGGGCCAGCGGCGCCGGACACAACUCUGCGGCAAACGCGUUGCUUUAUCGCACGCUCGUCACCACGGCGGACCUGGCGACGCAUCUCGGCAAUGUCUCCCUCCCCGCCACAUACCUCGCCAACGCGACCAAGAUCAAAACUGCGUUCAACAGCCUGCUGUGGGACGCCGCGGCGGGCCGGUUCCGCAGCAACGACCUGCCGAGGAGCAUCCACCCGCAGGACGGCAACGCGCUCGCGGUCCUGUACAACCUCACGACAUCGGACGCACAGAACAAGGCCGUGAGCGCCGGGCUGAUGAAGUUCUGGACGCCCAUCAGGCCGUGGCUUCGAGCGCAUUUUGUGGCCGGCAAGGGCGAGCGGGCAAUUGAUCUGAUCGAGCGCGAGUGGGGGUACAUGCUGGAAACCAACUUGAGUGUCAAGUCGCCGCUGCUAGAGGGCUUCUCGGCCAACGGAUCGCUCGGUCGGCUACCUGGGGUCUUGAUCAUUGCGUCAAUCAUCUGA